AAAAUAUGCAAGUUUAGUACUAUAUACAAAAUUUUUUUUUUUUUCAAACGAUGAAUAAAAUAGAUAAAAACAUGCAUCUCAAGUUCAUAACACAAUUUGUGACCGUAGGAAUACUUUGCCUUUGGUCCCGGUUCUUAGAUUGGCUCCAUUAUUAAUAUUAUCCCCAAGCUUAAAUCAUUGCCGAUCACGAAUCCCAUUGGCCGUACAGAUUACCUUUCUUUUUCCGGCCGCUCGUGGGCCAAAACCACCACACCCCAGGGCCCUCCACCGCACUCACCACCGGUGCCUCCAAUCGCCACCUACUGCACCUUCACGUGAACAUCUUCAUUAUAGCAUUAAAUUAAUCCCAAGUCCCAACCCAUGUAAAAGUCAUUUUCCUUCUAUCGUCAAGAUUCCAAUCUUACCGUCAUUAUUCACCCCCUCAAAACCCCCCUAUAAAGCCCUCACUUUCUCCGCCACCAAGCCGCCAAUCUCAGCAAGGCGGAGCAAAACAUCUUUAGAUUUCAUAAAAAAAUAUUGAUUUAUAGAAAAAUACAGUAAUCGAGAAAGGUAGUAGAAGAAGAAGAAGAAGAAUGCUGCUGAGAAGCUCCUCAACACCGAUCUUGAAUUCACUGCUCCACAAUUCAACGGCCGGGUUUUGUUCGUCACCGGAGCCUGAGACACUGCCCCAGAUACCCAGGACCCGAUCGUUCUGCCUGACGAUGUCGUUGGAGGACGGCGCCGGCCGGAGCACCCCUACCCGGAGCUCGUUCGACUCGGAUCUGAUGGAUCCGUCGAAGCCGAAGCGGUGCUUGAGGCUGCCGACGACCCCCAGGCCCGGGAAAAUCAAGGAGAGGAGAGAAAACGAGGUGGGGUCCACCUUCCUGUCGAGCUCCGGGCUGGGAUCGGCGGCCACGGAGGAGGAGUGUCUGGUGGCGGCGCCGGAGAGGGAGCUGGUGGUGGGGGGAGGAGUCGGCUGCGGCGGCGGUCGUGGGGGGAUGCGAGGUGGUGGUGGGCGGGGCUCUGAUGAUAGAUCGGGCCCGGGCCAUUUGCGUGGGCCCGAGAGCACAGACGCGUACUACGAGAUGAUGAUACAGGCUAAUCCGGGGAAUCCCCUUUUACUUGGAAAUUAUGCUAAAUUCUUGAAAGAGGUUAAGGGAGAUUUUUCAAAGGCAGAGGAGUAUUGUGGAAGGGCAAUUCUUGCAAACCCAAGUGAUGGGAGUGUUCUAUCACUUUAUGCUGAUCUAAUAUGGCAGACACAUAAAGAUGCUGAAAGAGCUGAGGCUUAUUAUGAUCAAGCUGUUAAAGCUGAUCCAAACGACUGUUUUGUUCUGGCUUCAUAUGCUCGAUUCUUGUGGGAUGCCGAGGAUGACGAGGAGGUGGAAGAGGUAAAAACCGAAUAUGAGACACAGAGCAAUCACACUAAUAAUUCUCCUCCUAAGUUCUUCCAUGAAAAUGCUCACUGGCCUCUUGCUGCAGCUUCUUAAAUCUUUCAAUUUAGUGCCUUUUUUUAUCCUUACUAAUUGCUUCUGAGUUUGUGGUAAGACGAUAUAAACGGGUAAUAGGAGUAGUUUUGCUAACGCAUGUAGAAAAUUUCGUGUCUUGGUGUGAUCUCUCUUGUAUAUUACCAAAAAUUAGAGAUCCUAUUCCUGACUGUAAGUCGACUAUCCAUAUAUAUAUAUAUCAAUAAAUUGGCAUCUUUGGCCUUUCUCUUAAAAGAA
This is a messenger RNA of Striga asiatica, 1700 nucleotides long. The record is from the annotation of a GenBank genome assembly. NCBI's taxonomy places the organism in Eukaryota, Viridiplantae, Streptophyta, Magnoliopsida, Lamiales, Orobanchaceae.